AUGCCGCUCGACGCGUCCAGCACCUCGCCCCCAGCAGGCAGUUUGGCUUCUGAACCUGGGGCACUUGCUCCAGGCGCCGCUGCGAUCUCGGCAAACGGCCUGAAGCCAGAGGCCCCCACGUCGCUCCUCUCCGGCGGCCCAGCUUCCAGUUCAGCCGCGCCGGCCUCGCCUGCAACGCAGCACCUCCACGAGCUGAUUGCGCAUUACCUCCAGACACACUAUCCCGGCGCGCUCCCUGCGUUCCUGUAUGCGUCUGGCGCGCGCGCGCCAGACCCGGCCAACCCGCCGUCGCCCGACCUGCAGACGCUCGUCGAGGACGCGCGCGCCGCCGCCGCCGCGGCAGAGGUGCAGCGCCGGCUCGCGACCCUCGCGCUGGAGCAGGACGGCAAGGAGUCGCUCGAGGCCAUGGUCAAGCGCCUGAGCCCGCUUCCGGCCGACGAGAAGCUGCAUGCGGUGGUGCGCAGCGAGCAAGUCGCCGCGACCAACUUGCUGUCGGUGGCCGUGGGCGACGUCCCCACCCGCCGCUUCGACACCGCGACAGCGGCAUAUGUCGCUGAGCGCAGGCGCAGCGUGCUCGUCGCGAGUGCGGACAAGGUCGUGCGCGUCGUCGACUAUGAGACUGGCGAGGUCACCGCCCACGUUGAACCCCACAAGGCGCCGGCGCUCACCCUCGCCCUGCACCCUACGAACCCGCGCUACCUCGCCAGUGGCAGCAUGGACGGCACGACGGUGCUCACAGACCUUAUCACGGGCACGACGCUACAGACUCUGCCCGCGACCAAGUUUGUCGUCCGCGUGGCAUUCAGCUCCGACGGGCGGUGGCUCGCGGCCGCGAGCUACGACCACAGUAUCUCGCUGUACGAGGCUUCGGGCCUCGCGACAGCCGCACCCGCCGACGAAGAUGCCGACGAUUACAUCCCCCUGGACGACAGCGACGAUGCAGACCUCGCGAUGGACCCCGAGCUGCGGUACACGUUGCGGCACCGCGUGGCGACCGACGCCAACCCCGAGGCGAUGCUCUUCCACCCGGCGUCCUCGUGGCUCAUCUACACGGUGCGCGGCAGCUGCGAGAUGCACUACCUCGGCCUGCCGGCGCGCGAGGACGGGGACGGCGACGACUGGGGAUGGCCGACGCGCUCAAAGAGCUUCAACCCUAACCCGCUCGAUGCGCACGUGUCGUUUGCGGUCCUGGACAUGAGCCUGCACCCCUCUGGACGGAUGAUUGCGUGCAUCACGGGCGACCACGCCAGUUCCGGCGAGAGGGUGCUGCUGUACGGCGUGGAGCCGGACGAGACCGAACGCCUCGGCUGCCUGUGGACGCACACCGAGUCGGACGACUUUGUGCUCCCGCGCGUCCGCUGGCUGCCGGACGGCAAGGCCGUCGUCAUUGGCUCGCCGACUGGCGUCGUCUCGCUCAUCGCGCUCAACGGCGAGGUGCGCAGCAAGCUGCGGGUGCAUGCCGCCCAGCCCGGUGUGGCGGGAACCAGCGACGUGGUGAGGGACUUGCAGGUCGUGCGUCUCGGUGACGGCGGCGAUGAAGGAGACGAGUGGGAGGUGAUGGAUCCAGGUAUGGCUAGAGUCUAG
Apiotrichum porosum is the source of this 1584-nucleotide messenger RNA. RefSeq lists its product as uncharacterized. Gene Ontology annotation, molecular function: protein binding. The transcript has 4 exons. NCBI's taxonomy places the organism in Eukaryota, Fungi, Basidiomycota, Tremellomycetes, Trichosporonales, Trichosporonaceae. The record is from RefSeq and is a predicted model, not a curated record. Bases 1 to 1584 code for a protein of 527 amino acids.